This is a messenger RNA of Microplitis mediator, 4786 nucleotides long. Its product is annotated as spondin-1. The coding region runs from base 188 to 3310 and encodes 1040 amino acids. Gene Ontology annotation, cellular component: extracellular matrix. Gene Ontology annotation, biological process: cell adhesion. Gene Ontology annotation, molecular function: serine-type endopeptidase inhibitor activity. The transcript is spliced from 17 exons. The record is from RefSeq and is a predicted model, not a curated record. NCBI's taxonomy places the organism in Eukaryota, Metazoa, Arthropoda, Insecta, Hymenoptera, Braconidae.
CUUUGUACUUUCAGUUCAACUUAAACUACCGGCAACACUAGACGUACUCGUUUACUUAAGCUCUUUAAAUUACAUGUGCUUAUCUGAUAAGUAUUAAAGAUUGUCAACAUAUACUUACAAUCCUACGAAAAUUUUUACUUAUUUAUUUUGUGGUUUAAUUUCGAAAGCUCUUGUUACUCAUUGCAAGAUGAUUUACACGGUGUAUUUAAUAGUUUUAAUUUUAACGGGUCUGGAAAAAUCAUUGGGGGCGAAAUGCGACAGGAAGAUCGACAGCAAAUCCGAGCCAGGAGAGUUGGAGGGACAAUUUUCAAUUUUUCUCUGGACUUUUAAUAAAACUGACAUGGUCGAUCAGUAUAUGCCAAACACGCGAUACAUUGUGACGGUCGAGGGAGCGAAGAGGCCGGAUGUUGGGCCACAUGAUUCUGACAAGUAUAGAGAGAAGUUUAUAAGAUUUUUAUUGACAGUUGAUAACAAAAAUGAGUCCUCUUCAUCAGAGGGUUCAUUUGAUCUUAUUGACGACUCGCUGACCCAGUUCUCGGACAAAUGUCCAAACAGUAUCAUGGAGACGAGCAAGAUACCAAAGGAAGACAUAAGUGUUGCAUGGACGAGCCCUCCCGAGGGAAGCGGCUGCGUACUCUUCAGGGCGACGAUAAUGGAAACUCCCGAGACGUGGUUUAUGGAUGAAGGCGGCUUAGUGAGAACAGUUUGUCAAGAUCCCAAAGCAAUAGAAGACGAUCCGGGACCUGUCUUGCCUGAGUGCUGUGCUUGCGACGAAGCCAAGUACGAGGUCACGUUCGAGGGUCUCUGGUCUCGGAAUACUCAUCCCAAGGAUUUUCCCAGCAAAGGCUGGAUGAUUAAAUUUUCGGACGUUAUUGGGGCUUCUCAUACUUUCGACUACCGGUUUUGGAAGUUUGACGACACAGCCAGCGAAGGGCUUCAGCAAGUGGCCGAGUUUGGGUCAACAAGAAAACUCGAGUCCGAGCUCAAAGAGCAGAGCGAACAUAUCAGGACAAUUAUCAAAGCACGAGGUAUCAGUCAUCCAAAUGUCACCGGAAGGACUUUCGCAGUGUUCAGAGUAGACCGGAAGCAUCAUCUCAUGUCACUGGUUUCCAUGAUUGUGCCUUCACCUGAUUGGAUUGUCGGAGUCUCUGGACUGGAGCUUUGUCUCUCGAAUUGCUCGUGGAUCGAACACAAAGAGCUCAAUUUGUACCCGAUCGAUGUGGGAACUGAUGACGGGAUAACUUAUAUGUCCCCGGAUUCGCCGCUGGAAAAACCGGAGCCAAUAAGACGAAUAACAACCAGCUGGCCAAAUGACACAAGGUCACCAUUUUAUGAUCCCCUUGGCAUGGACAUGAAACCUAUGGCGAAGUUGCACCUCAGCAGACAAAGACUUUACGAAAAAGCCUGCGAUGAUUCUACCGGCACCACUGCCACAGAUUCAGGUGGUGAUAAUAAUGAUAUUAAUAGUAAUAAUGAUAAUAGUAGAAAUUCAACAACAGACGAAGAUGGUGAGAACCAUAAAGGAAAGAACCGUAAACCCCACAGAAAAAAAGAUAAGUCGUGUAGAACAACUCAGUGGAGUGGGUGGGGCGAGUGCUCGGAACCUUGCGGCGAAGGAAAGAGAAUGAGACAAAGAAAAUAUGAGGAUCCAAUAGCUGCUGCGGCUCAUAAUUGCAAUAAAUCAUUAAGCAACCGCGGAGUCUGUUAUGGAAACAAUCCAGAAUGCAAUGGACGCGAAAGAGGAGGAACAAUUCUCGACACACCGGCGUGCAAAUUAAACCAAUGGUCAGAAUGGAGUUCCUGUACAACAACUUGCGGCCAAGGAGAAACUGUACGCUCACGUAUUUUUGUCCAUAAAAAACAUCGCAAGCACUGCAUGAUGGUACCGAAUGGCCCAGACUUGCAGCAAACGGUUCCAUGUGAUAAUGGGCCUUGCGAAAAUACGGAAACUGAAGAGGUAAGAAAUUUAGAGGAUCAGGAUGACAAUGUUGUCGUUGAUGAUGUUGUCGAGGAUACGGAGGCUGAGACAGAGACAGAGGAGGAUAAAAAAGAAGGUGAUGAGGAAAAUCAAGAAAAUCAGGAGGAAGAGAAUGAGGAAAAUCAGGAGGGGGAGAAUCAGGAUAAUCAGGAGGGAGAGAAUGAGGAAAAUCAGGAGGGAGAGAAUGUGGAGGAGACAGAAAAUGAUGAGAAUGAUAAAGAGGAAACAAAUGACGAAGAAGAAAAAGAUAAUGAUAAUGAUGAUGAUGAAGAUGAGGUGGUGGAGGUAACCGAGGAAUGGUUGCAGAAAUGCCCUGAUGACGUGUACGGUCCCUGGGGUGCGUGGUCUCCAUGCACAUCAUCAUGUGGGCCGGGUACUAAAACAAGACACCGCAGACCUAUUGAUGACUCUGCUGAGGGAAGUGUUAAUUGGAAUUGUCGAGUACAAAGUGUUAAUUGCACUUCGAAAAUAAAAAGCUGCGAAAUAACUCCCGAAGAUGCUGAAAAGAUUUGCAACGAGCCAUUGAUUACUGGAUCGUGUGAAGGAUCUUUCAAGCGAGUCUACUACAAUUCGACAACAAACGAGUGCAAGUUUUUCAAAUACAGAGGAUGCGAGGCCAAUAGGAAUAAUUUUCAAACUGUCGAAGAAUGUAUGAAAGUUUGCAAUGAAAUCCGGAAAGGAAUUUGGGAAGGAGCUAAGUCUGAAGAUGUAUCGAAAAAUUAUAAAGUAUCGAUUAGUAGUGUCCUUAGUUAUCACAUUCCCGUUCAUCAGGAACGUAGAAAGUCUAAGCGCGAGCGACUCGAUCCAGAGUCUGAGGACUUUAAUGGAAUCCAAGCCGGCAGUCAAGUUUUAUCGACAACUCAAGAAUACGAGGAAGGACAAAAAGUGGAUUGCGAAGUGACUGAGUGGAGUGACUGGACGAUUUGCGAAGACUGUCAUGGAUAUACCAACAGCACUCGGUCUAUUGUGACUCCGGCACAAAACGGCGGGCGCAGGUGUCCGAAGAAAUUGAUGAGAAAAAUAAAAUGUCACAAAAUAUUACCCGGGUGCUCAAAAGACAGUCGGGGUGAUCGCCGCAAACGUUAUCGUGAUCGCAAGUCCGUUUUGCCAGAAACUAAUAACAAUAAUAAUUAUAGUUAUAAUAACGGAGUUUCAGUUGACUGUAAAUUAACCCACUGGUCUCCUUGGUCUCCGUGUCACGCGACUUGUGGCAACGCAGUUCAACAUCGGACACGGAGAAUUAAAAUUCAUCCCUACGGAUUACACGGCAAACCUUGCACUAGACUCGUCGAGUUCCGGAAGUGCUCAAUGUUUCCUUGUAAAAUUGAAUAACCCUUGUUUCAUUUUUGGUACGUCAAGAAACCCAGAAGAAUUGUUGUAGAAUAAUUAAUUAAUUCGCAACGAUAUUUCGCGUUACGCAGCCCUAAAGUGGCCAAAAAUGAUACACCCGUGUAAAAAAAUUAUUGUUCAUAAUGAAUUUAAUUAUAAAUUUAAUCUCGAAACUCAGAUCGUGACACAAAUAUAACUCUCAUCAUGAAUUUGUAUCAUCAACUUUAAUCACGUCAAAAUUAUGACUCAGUAAAAUUUAAAUCCAAGUGAUUCGAAGUUCAUUCACUAAAUUAAUUUUACAAUCAAAACUGAUUUACGUAAAUCAAUUACUUGAUGGAAGAAGUUUAUUGGUAAUUUCUGUAUCGAUAAAUAUAACAAAAGGCUUAAUCCAGUAAAAAUCAGUCAAGUUUCUAUCGAAGUCAUCCCAAGUCUAAUUCCAAGACGUAAUAAAUUAAUUUUAUAAUUGGUACUGAUUUACUAGACGAAAAGUUGGAGUAAAUUCAUGAUGAAAGUCAUAUUUGUGUCACGUUCUGAGUUUCGUCAUGAAAUUCAUGCCUAAAUUCGUUAUAAACGAAAAUUUUUUUUACACGGGCACAGAAAAAAAGGAUUUCUUGGAGUAAAAAAUUUUUACUCGCCCCAAGAUAAUUUUCUUCAUUUUGAAUUGAGAAGAAAAAUUUUCUUGGGGCAAAUAAUUAUUUUCUUUCUGUGUACCUGUACCCUCUACGCCCUUACGGCACCUGCGCUGCGAUUUUCUAUCAAGAGAAUUAAACAGGCAAUUUUUUUGAACCAUGAAUAGAACAGUUGAUAUUUCACUGAACAUGUGAGUGAAAAUAUAUCAAAUUUUAUCAAAGUACUAGCUAAGUAUCGCUAGUUGUCGAUUGCUUAUUAAUUAAUUAUUAAUUAAUAAUAAUAUUUAUCGUUGACGAUGGUCACAAAUUAUAUUUAAUUAUCAGUUGUUCGUAAGAUCAUAAACAAUAACAAAAUCAUAACGCACAUAUCCUAGUUAAAUUUAUUAUAAAUUUACCGCGUAAUUUGAAUUAUUUUGGAUCCAGUAUUAAAUAUUGUAAUAAAAUACUCUGCGUUUUUACAAUAAAGUAAAAUAUUUUGUAGAUUGCAGGUUGCAUUAAAUCCGUGUGAUUAUUAAAUAUAAUAAAAAGCACAUAAGUAUAAAAUGUGAUUGAUAUAUGUGCAUUUAAAUUUGUUUUUACAAUUAAAAAAAAAUAAUAACAAUAAAAACGAGCUUUAUAAUUGUAACCACUUAAAUAAUUAACAGUUAAAAUAUAAUAUUUAUUAUUAUUAAGUCUUAAUUACUGUUAUUACAAUAUACGUAAAACGUAGAAGCGUACAAUAUAAAUAAUUGUCUAGUUUAAUAUUUGUAUGUAAUGUAUAUGCAACAAGUGCUUAUAUAAUUGUCAAAUUUAUUUUUUAUUGUUUCGUUUAAAAUAUAUUGUUUAAAAAAAAAAAAUUUAUUAUUUUAAU